AUGUUACAUUAUUUAUUUUCAUUUAUUUUAUUGGUUCAAUUAACAUCAGCUGCUGAUGCUGAUGAUAUCUUCACAAGUCUUUCAUUAUCAAGUCAAAGAGGUGACAAUAAACCUUUAUCUCCAUGGACUGCUAAACUUGGUUUUAAUUUUGAAGAUACUUCCAAAUAUGAUGCUGGUGAUGAUUUCUCAUUAGAAUUACCAAAUGUUUACCGUAUGAAAUUCAACAGUGAUGAUGAUACUUUAGAUGCUACUUCAGAUGGUAAAACUUUAUUCACAUGUUACAAACAAUCAGGUUCUUAUCGUUAUGAUCAUUCAACUUUAACCUGUAAUGUUGGUGAUGGUUUGAAAGAUUUUGAUUCUAUUAGUGGUGAUUUUGAAUUUACUGUUUUCUUUGGUGUUGGUGGUAGUACUGCUGAUGUUGAAAUUCAAGCUGCUAAAGCUUUUAAGAAAGGUCAAAACACCAUUACUUGGGGUAAAUUAUCUGAUACUAUUACAUUAGCUGCUACUGACUAUACCAAUGGUAUUUAUCCAUUCUCACACACUACUGAUUAUAACUCCGUUGAAGAUAAUUUCUUAUUGCCAGCUUGUGAUGAAGGUGCUUCUCAAUCAGGUGAAGUUACUAUUGAUUUUGGUGCUGAUUUCCCAGGUAGAGGUCAAAUCAAAUGUGAUGAUACCACUCAAGUCUUUAUUACAAAUGAUUUAAAUGAUUGGUUAUUCCCUAAAUCAUACAAAGAACCAGAUUUUGAAUACUCUUGUCAAGAAGAUCAAUUAUCAUUCAAUUACACUGAUGUUCCAGCUGGUUAUAGAAUUUUCAUUACUGUUUUCCAAUUCCAAGAUUCAGUUGCUCUUACUUUGAAAAAUAAAGUUGAAUAUGAUAUCAAAUGUUCAAAUGAUAAAACAACAAGUGAUAAUUAUUACCAAGAUAUUGCUAUUACUACAAGACAUGGUAGUGCUACAGCUACCCCAAUCAUUAGAACCACCACCACUACAACUGUUACAUGGUCUGAAUCAUACACUACAACCACCACCCGUCCACAUACAGCUACUGAUAGCACUGUUACUGUUGAUGUUGAUGUUCCAGGAUCACAAACUCCAUCAUCAAGCUCAUCUGCUCCAAUCUCAAGCUCAUCUGCUUCAAGCUCAAGCUCAAGUUCAUCUGCUCCAAUAACAAGCUUAAGUUCAUCUGCUCCAAUUUCAAGUUUAAGUUCAAGCUCAAUCAUCAGCAGUUCAAUUCCAGCUUCAAGUUCAAGCUCAUCUGCUGAACCAUCAAGCUCAAGUUCAUCUAUUGAAUCAUCAAGCUCAAGUUCAUCUAUUGAAUCAUCAAGCUCGACCUCAUCUGCUGAACCAUCAACUACAACUACAACUACUUCAACUUGGUCAGAAUCUUACACUACAACAACUGCUGCUCCAUUCUCUUCAGGUGAUAAGACUAUUACUGUUGAUGUUGAUGUUCCAGUUCCAGAAGAAUCAACCACAACCACAACUACUGCAACUUGGUCAGAAUCUUACACUACAACUACCACUGCUCCAUACUCUUCAGGUGAUAAAACAGUUACUGUUGAUGUCGAUGUUCCAUAUUCAUCAGCUCCAGAAUCAAGUUCAUUUGUUGAGCCAUCAACUACAACUACCACCACCUCAACUUGGGAUCAAUCAUACACUACCACCACUACUGCUCCACACUCAUCAGGUGAUAAAACAAUCACUGUUGAUGUUGAUGUUCCAUAUUCAUCUGCCCCAUCAUCAAUUCCAGGCUCACCAGAAGAAUCAACAACUACCACUACAACUUCAACUUGGGAUCAAUCAUACACUACCACCACUACUGCUCCACACUCAUCAGGUGAUAAAACAAUCACUGUUGAUGUUGAUGUUCCAUAUUCAUCUGCCCCAUCAUCAAUUCCAGGCUCACCAGAAGAAUCAACAACCACCACUACCACCACUUCAACUUGGGAUCAAUCUUACACUACCACCACUACUGCUCCUUAUUCAUCUGGUGAUAAAACAAUUACUGUUGACGUUGAUGUUCCACAUUUCAACUCAGAAUCACCAAAGAACCCAUCAUCAUCUAUUGUUUACGUUUCAACUGAAUCCACUGUUAUUUCAACUGUUCCAUGUCCAUCUUGUGAAGGUUCAUCUACUGUUGUCACUUCAGUUGUUACUCCAUCAUCAACAGUUCCUCAAUCAUCUCAACCGGUUGAGCCAUCAUCUCAACCAAUUGAACCAUCAUCAUCACCAGUUUCUCAAUCAUCUCAACCAGUUGAACCAUCAUCAUCAUCAGUUGAAUCCAAAUCAACCCCAGCUUCAUCAUUCACUAGUAUCAUUACUUCUACUGGCUCAAAUGGUGUCCCAGAAGUUCUUACAAGUACUACUGAAACUCCAUCAACUCCAACUGAUGAAAUUGUUACUUUUUACACUACACGUUCAGGUAAUUCAAUUGUUACAAUUACAACCACCAAGUUCCAUUCAAAUGAUGUUUCAACUACUGCUACUGCUACUACACCAAGUGGAUCAAUUUCUCCAAAAGAAUCAACAUCAGGUGAAGAACCAAAAGCUCCAUCAUCAAGUGCACCAUCAAACCCAUCAACUCCAACUGAAGGUAGCUCAACCCCAUCAGCUCCAUCAACUCCAUCAACUCAAUCAACCUCAUCAAUCCCAUCUGCUCCAGCUUCCUCAAGUCCAACUACAUCAGGUUCAAACUCAUCUGCCCCAGCCCCAACCAUUGCUACUCAAUCAAAUUCAACACCAAGUGGUUCAAACCCAUCAGUUAGUACAGUUCCAGCUAUUCAAAGUUAUGAAGGUUCGGGCUCAUCAUUACAAUUCAAAUCAUCAGCCUUAUUAUUGGUUAUCUCUUCAAUUUUCUUUUUCUAA
Molecule: messenger RNA, 2865 nt
Organism: Hansenula ciferrii
Lineage: Eukaryota; Fungi; Ascomycota; Saccharomycetes; Phaffomycetales; Wickerhamomycetaceae
Gene: SAG1
Product: Sag1p
Exons: 1
Coding region: 1-2865 (954 amino acids)
Biological process (GO): cell adhesion
Cellular component (GO): fungal-type cell wall
Source: RefSeq, a predicted model, not a curated record